This is a messenger RNA of Orycteropus afer afer, 661 nucleotides long. RefSeq names its product NADH:ubiquinone oxidoreductase subunit S4 (gene NDUFS4). The record is from RefSeq and is a predicted model, not a curated record. Lineage: Eukaryota; Metazoa; Chordata; Mammalia; Tubulidentata; Orycteropodidae. Gene Ontology annotation, biological process: electron transport chain.
GGGUUUGCCUGCAGCAAGAUGGCGGCAGCCUCAAUGUCAGUGGCGCUGAAGCAAGUGUUGUGGGAGAGAAGGGCAGCUACUGUAGCUGCCAUUUCCGUUUCCAGGGUUUUCACCAGGUUGUUGAGCACGUCCACAUGGCGAUUGGCACAGGAUCAAACUCGAGACACACAACUCAUCACAGUUGAUGAAAAAUUGGAUAUCACUACUUUAACUGGAGUUCCAGAAGAGCAUAUCAAAACUAGAAAAGUUAGGAUAUUUGUUCCUGCUCGCAAUAACAUGCAAUCUGGAGUAAACAACACAAAGAAAUGGAAGAUGGAGUUUGAUACCAGAGAACGAUGGGAAAAUCCUUUGAUGGGCUGGGCAUCAACGGCUGAUCCUUUGUCCAACAUGGUUCUUACCUUCAGUACUAAAGAAGAUGCAUCUGCCUUUGCAGAAAAAAAUGGAUGGAGCUAUGACAUUGAAGAGAGAAAGGUUCCGAAACCCAAGUCCAAAUCUUAUGGUGCAAACUUUUCUUGGAACAAAAGAACAAGGGUAUCCACAAAAUAGGUUAGCACUGACUGUGUAUCUGUACUUGACUGUGAAUAAAGUCAGCUGUGCAGUAUUUAUAGUCCGUGUAUAAUACAUCUCUUAAUCUCCUAAUAAAUUUGACCUUUAAACUACA